AUGCACAAAGAGUGGGCUGCUUUUAAGGCAUCCAAGAAGAAAGCUACUGAGGAUGAGGUCCAAGCUGCCCAGUUGAGGGCUAAACUUGAAGCUGAUCAGGCCAAGUAUGAGAAUGAUCGGAAGACUGAGGAAUGGUCAGUUGCGGGUUGGAAGAGAAAGGCGGAAGCCGAAGCUGCUCUUCUUUCCAAAGAGCGUAAAAAUUGGAAAGAGAUCUGUGAGAAGGAUAAUGCCGAGAAGAUGGGUCUCCGUAUUGUUAUCAAUAAUCUCAAGGCUGAGGUUGAGAAGUUGAAGAAACAAGAUGCGGAGAUCGAGAAAUUGAAGAGGGAAAAGGCCGACGCAGAAGCUGCGCGGGAUGAAGCACGCCCUCAUAGGGAAAGGAAACAACUUAAGGCGGAAGUUGAGUCUGCCAAGAAAGACCUGGAGCUUGCGCGUACUGAGAAGACCGAAGCUUCUCGCCGUCUUGCUGAGACCGAAGAGAAGUUAGAAAACUCUGAAACUGCGCGGGCGACGGCGGAGAGUGAGCUUGAACCGCUAAAGAGCGACAUGUUAUGGCUGAAAGAACGCGGGAUCGCGAGUGUUGCUGAAUUAGUUCUGAAUUCUGAGGAGCUAGAUAAAUCGGUUGCGCGUUUGUUGGUUGCAGCGCGAAAUGAUGGAUAUGCCCAAGGGUAUGCUGAAUGUUCACACCAUGUGGUUAACGCUUUGAAGGUUGACUGGGACACUAGGAAGUACGCUACCCAUGGUGUUAAUACAGAUGCUGCCCUUACUGCUGCGGAGACAGAUUUUAAUAACUUACAGCUCCCGGUUAUGGAUCUGAUCAAUGUUGCAUUGCAAUCAGAGGACCAUGUGGCGCAACUGAGAGAAAUCUUCCCAGAUGGAGAAAAUGAAGAUGAAGACCUAGCGUAG
Molecule: messenger RNA, 903 nt
Organism: Helianthus annuus (common sunflower)
Lineage: Eukaryota; Viridiplantae; Streptophyta; Magnoliopsida; Asterales; Asteraceae
Product: meiosis-specific nuclear structural protein 1-like
Exons: 3
Coding region: 1-903 (300 amino acids)
Source: RefSeq, a predicted model, not a curated record